CAGGAAGUCGGCGCAACGUUAAUCUGUAGCUGACACAUAUACACACACACUUAUAUGUGUGUAUAUAUAUGUAUAUCCAUAUAAAUGUGUUGAAGGCCUCGUGAAGCUCACUGGACCUCGCAGCCAUGUGAGUGACCGCUGAAUCCAGGCUUCCUCUCCGUGGUGGAACUCAGCGUUGAUCGUGAUUAACCAGAGACUCCAGUAGGAAUGUCGUACUGGUCUGUUGGCCUUCCCCAGGACUCUGGAGACACUCCUGGCAACAUGGAGCGACAAAGCAGCCCUGGGGAUGAAAUGGGAGCAAAGACAUCGUUGGUUGAGGAUCCAGGGCCCGGCUCUGCACUGGUACCUUCUCCCACUCUGGAGAACAUCCGGGCAGCAUAUGAAGACGGAGAGGGGGAGGCUGCCAGGGAGCUGAUCCAACAAGCCUUCUGUGUGGAGUGCAGCGCAGGGAUGCCCCACAUCGACGGGGUUGGUCUUCUGUGUGUUGCCACUCAGCAUGGUGAUCUGCAGAGUGUGUGUUACCUCCUGAAAGAAGCCCGUAUCAUUGUUCCCCCGGAGCCGUCCAACAGCAACCCAGCCAUCCUGGCAGCAUACUAUGGCCACGCCAGCUUGAUCAAAGAGCUGCUGAACUCUAUCCCUGGUCCAUGUCUGAGGAGAGACUUGCUGAACUGGAUGCUGGCUACAUCUUGCCAGCAGGGUCACCUGGACGUGGUCCGGCUGCUGGUCCACAGCUACGAUGCUGACGCCAAGGACUGUGCCAUCCACAGCGAUGAGUUUGCUGUCAUCACUGGGCUGCCACUGUACGCUGCUGCACGAGCAGGUAAUGAGGAGAUAGCUCACUUCCUGCUGCAGAAUGGAGCAGGGUUCUCCUCCUACACCCUGAUGGACCAUCCAGCCUUCAGCAAACACCUCCUCAGACUCAAACUACAGGAAACCUCCAACGCAGAAGGAGACGCGGCCGUCACUGUGUGCUGGAGGGGUCUGCAGUUGCCCUGGUUGGAGCUGGAUUGGUUCAUGGACGUCUCCUCACGUAUCACACACCUGGAUCUGUCAUCCAACAGCCUGGCAGCUCUGCCCUCGGUGGUGCCCUGGGGUCUCAUCUACCUGCAGACUCUAGAUCUUUCCAACAAUUUUCUGAAAGAGCUGCCAGCUGCUCACAACUCCCAGCAGGUCAUCUGCUCCAGUUUACAGCAGAUCAAUCUCUCUCAGAACCAGCUGACCAGCCUGCCUCCUGGACUCCUCCAUCUGACCCACAUCCAGAUACUCUCUGCUGCUAAGAACCAGCUCACAGUCCUGUUUGACAUUCCUCCCACUACCAACUGGAUCGGUCUUCGUAAGCUCGAGAAGCUGGAUGUGUCUGAUAACUGUCUGACCGGUCUGCCUACGGAAGUCAUGCACUGUUUGAAAUCCUUGAGCUUCCUCAACGUGUGCAGGAACACACUGAGCACCUUCCCUGAGCCCUGGGCGUGUCCACUGAAGCAAUGCAAAGCGUCCUCUAAUGUGAUUGAGAAUCUUCCAAAAAGUAUCUCCAUCUCCUGGAGGACUCAGCUGCAGGAGGUGGACUUCUCUGACAACAGCCUGAAGGAGCUGCCCUCAUAUGUCUUUGAGCUGGAGGCUCUGGUGUCGUUGAGAUUGUGUGGGAAUCACAUUGAGACACUCCCCGCCCCCACCAUGUGGAAGUGCUCUCAGCUCAGGACCCUCGAUCUCUCCAGGAACCAGCUGGGAAAAACAGAGGAGGGUCCCAAAUCCAGGAAGCUGUCCUUCUUGACUACAUGGAACAAGAGGGAGCCAGAGCCAGUGUGUUCCAUAGAGUUUCCCAUGAUUCUGCGGGAUUCACUGGAACUGCUCUUCUUGAAUGACAACCAGCUGGAGUGUGUUCCCCAGUCAGUGUGUGGUCUGCACAGCCUCACUGAGCUCUACCUCUCCAAUAAUCCUAGAAUCCGGGAGCUUCCUGCAGAGCUCAGUCAACUGUCCAACCUGUGGCAGCUGGACACUGAAGACCUCAACAUUACUAAUGUCCCCCUGGACGUAAGAAAGGAAGGUCCUGCGUCUGUCCUGGCUUUCCUCCGGGCACACCUUCGAAAGGCAGCGCCUUGUAAAAUGCUGAAGAUGCUUGUGAUUGGUCCACCGAGACAGGGGAAGACGGCACUUCUGGAGGCUCUACAGACCGGCAGGGCGGCCCCCUUCACCCCAGCAGAAUGCAGCAUCUCCACCUCCAGCUGGGAGCUGGACAAACCCAACGGAGGCAAAAACAGUAAGGACUCGGUGGCAGCGUUCAAUGUGUGGGACAUCGGUGGUCAGGCUAGCAUGUCCACAGUGAACCAGUGUUUCUUCACUGAUAAGGCCCUGUACGUGGUGAUCUGGAACCUGGCUCUGGGAGAGGAGGCUGUGGCCAACCUGCAGACAUGGCUGCUCAACAUAGAGGCGCGAGCACCCAACUCUGCCGUGGUGGUUGUGGGAACACAUUUGGAUCUCAUCGACACAAAGUUUCGCACCGAGAGACUGGCCACGCUGAGAGCUUACAUUCUGGCUCUGUGCCGAUCCCCAUCCGGGGCUCGAGCCACCGGAUACCCUGACGUCACCUGGAAACAUCUGCAUGAAGUGUCCUGUAAGACCCUGGAGGGCUUUGAUGGCCUGAAGAAGCUGCUCUACCAGGUGUCUCUCUCCAUGAAGGACAGCAGCAGCUCAGCCUGUGGCAGUAAACUGCUGGGCAGACUGAUCCCCAGGAGCUACCUGACACUUCAGGAAGCAGUGAUAGCAGAGAAACAGCGACGAGAUGCUGAGGGAGAGGUCCAAUACCUAACUGAUGCCGAGCUGGACCGCAUCGUCAAACAGAACCCAGACAGUGACAUCACAGACUAUGAGGACCUUCAGACUGCCAUCAGUUUCUUGAUAGAGACGGGGGCCCUGCUGCACUUCCCCGACACCAGCCACGGCCUGUGUACCCUUUACUUCCUGUGUCCUGUGUGGCUGUCAGAAUGCCUGGAGAGGAUCAUGCACCUCAAGUCCUCUCGCUCUGUAGCCAGGAAUGGAGUGAUCCGAGCUGAAGACCUUAGGAUGCUAUUGGUAGGCACAGGGUUCACCCAGCAGACGGAGGAACAGUAUUUCCAGUUUCUCGCCAAGUUUGAGAUUGCUCUUCCUCUGGCCAAUAACAGCUAUUUGCUGCCCCACCUUCUACCCCCCAAGCCAGCUAUGGACAUCCAUGGCUUCCUUCAGCAGACCAACAACACCCUUCAGCGCCUCGUCCAGAUGAGCUUUGUUCCUGCCGGAUUUUGGGAGCGUUUUAUUGCCAGGAUGCUCAUCAGCCUCACAGAGAUGGACCUGCAGUCAUUUGAGCCCAAAAGAAACACCAGGAGCCAACGCAGCAGGAACUCUGUGAUCUACAGCUUUGCUGGAACCCAACAAAAGAACCGUUGCAGCACCUUCAGAGUCCGACGCAGCCAGACCAUAUACUGGAAGGAGGGGCUGCUGGUCACUUUUGAUGGAGGUUACCUCAGUGUGGAGUCAUCAGAUGUCAACUGGAAGAGAAAGAAGAGCGGAGGCAUAAAGAUCAUCUGCCAGUCAGAGAUAAGAGAUUUCUCUGCCAUGGCCUUCAUCACAGACAAUGUGAACUCUCUGAUUGAGCAGUGGUUCCCUGCUUUGACUGCCAGUGAGAGUGAUGGGAGUCUCCUCAUGGUGCAGUACUCUCCCUGUCCCCUCUGUGUCUCACUGGGCCAACAGAAGCAGGCUGAGCUCACAGCCAGCCUGGCCGACCCGGCCAGAGAAAAGGCAGCACAUGGAGAAGAUGACGGAGGAAAGGUUCAUUACUUUAACAUGGAGGACUGUGUGCUGGCUGCAGUGGAGAAGGAGCACAUCAUCUGUCCUCAGCACCCUGACCAGGCAGUCACCCUCCAGGAACUGGUCCCAGAGCUCUUCAUGACUGACUUCCCUGCACGUCUCUUUUUGGAGAAGGCCCAGCUGGAGUACUCUGAGGAGGAGAAUAACAUCCUUGGCCAGGGUGGCAGUGGGGCCAUCAUCUACCGAGCUCGAUAUCGUGACCAGCCGGUCGCCCUCAAACGCUUCCAUUUCAGGAAGUGUCGACUUCAAACCAUCAGCAAGGACACAGACACCAUGGUGAAACACUUGCAGUCUGCAGAUGCCUGUCGGAGCUUCUCUGAAUUUCGCCAGGAGGCCAGUAUGUUGCACUCUCUGCAGCAUCCCUGCAUCGUCUCUCUGGUGGGCAUCAGCAUCCAUCCACUCUGCUUCGCCUUGCAGUUAGCCCCCCUGGGCAGCCUCAACACUGUGCUGGAGGAGAAGUGCAAAGGCUCCAGGUACAUGCCCCUUGGUCACAUGAUAACUUUUAGAGUAGCCUAUCAGAUUGCAGCAGGACUGGCGUACCUUCACAGGAAGAACAUCAUCUUCUGUGACCUCAAAUCUGACAACAUCCUGGUGUGGUCUCUGGAGGUACAGGAUCCAGUUAACAUUAAACUGUCUGACUAUGGCAUUUCUCGACAAACCUUCCAUGAGGGGGCGUUGGGGGUCGAGGGCACACCGGGUUACCAGGCUCCUGAGAUCCGACCAGGCAUCGUGUAUGAUGAGAAAGUGGACAUGUUCUCCUAUGGUAUGGUGCUGUAUGAGCUGCUGUCUGGGCGGAGGCCAGUGCUGGGACACCACCAGCUUCAGAUAGCAAAGAAGCUCUCCAAAGGAAUCCGGCCAGUGCUGGGCAGUCCAGAGGAGGUUCAGUUCUACUGCCUCCACAGCCUGCUGACUGAAUGCUGGGACACCAAGCCUGAGAAGAGGCCGGUGGCCCUGCAGUGUAUGAGGCAGAUGCAGGAUCCCAGCUUCCCCUGCCUCAGGUAUGUGUUGUCCUGUGACAGCCACUCGCAGCUCUUCCUGUCGCAGCUUCAGGGACACAGCGCGGUGUUCUGGAACGGAGACAAUGACAACAGGAGCUACAGUGUGGUGAAUGUGGAGAAGGGCCAGGUGGAGGUGACGAGGAUGUCCUGUGCAGGCAGCAGGAUCAGCUGUCAGAUGAAGAUGGGUAACAUUCUGUGGAUGGCCACUGAGGAGCAGGAGGUUUUCAUCUACAGUCUAAAGGACAUGUGUCCGCUCAGUCAGCCCCAGAAACAGUUCUCCUCUCCAGCCAUCAUCACCUGCCUGUUCCCUGUUCCAGCUGGAGAACAGAGCCUGGCCAGAGUGUUUGCGGGGAUGUCUGACGGCCUGGUGGCAGUGUACAGCUUGGUGGAGGACGUUCUGCUGGAGGGGGAGACCUACCUAUGUUCACACACCCUCAACAAAACGCUGUUUGCCCUGAAGGACUCCGAUCCCAGACAGAGACCCUACCCAGUCAGGAGCAUGGCGCUGGUCAGCAGCGGCUCCCAGUUAUGGUUCUCUAAUGGUCCAGGUGUGCUGGUCAUUGACUGUCAGAGUCUUCAGGCAGUUCAAAGGCUGGAGCCCUACAAACCGCCAUCCUCCAUCGUAUCCAUGACAACCAGCUUCAGCCUAUGGGGAGAGGAGGCAGUGUGGACGCUGGACGACCACGCCAAUACCCUGCUGCUCUACCAUGCUGCCUCCUACCAGCUGUGUGCCAAGUAUAGCUGCGGAGACAACCAUCCUCUUCGGGACGUCUUUGCUGUGCAGCGUCCUGCCGGGGUUACCAUGGUGACAACCACUGAACUCAAGAUCCCGGCCCAGGAGGAGAAGCUGGGACGGACUAAUGGAGAAGUGACAUUGAUGUACAGUGAGGAGGCGGGCACUCAGAUCAUCCAGCAGCAGGAUUCACUGACAGACUACUGCUCCAUCUCAUCCAGCUGCUCCCUGGAGCCGCUGGGGUCGCACCGUUCCAGCACUGAAGGCCUCGCCUCAUUAGCCAACCACAGCAGUGUGCCACUGCCUGCAGAGCGGAAGCCGGACCAGCAGCCGGACCAGCAGCCGGACCAGCAGCCGGACCAGCAGCCGGACCAGCAGCCGGACCAGCAGCCGGACCAGCUGCUGGACCAGCUGCUGGACCAGCAGGCCUCCACUAACCCAGACAGUGAGGAAAGCGUGAGGCCCACAGAGCCUCGGCUACAAGCCUUCACAGUGCUGCCAGUGAACGGAACUCUGUGGAUCCCCAGGCGUGGAGGUGAUGUGAUGGUCAUUGAAAUGCAGCCUCAUGGCGAUCAGCUGAGGGGGCGGGUCAUCGCUGUCCUCGCUCCUCCUGGAUGUUCCUCUUUGGGGAUCCUGGAGGAGGCAGCACUAGUGGCAAAGGACACAGUUGUAUGUGGCUUUCAUAAGGAAAACAUGGAGUGGUGCCUGUGUGUCUGGAGGGGCUGGGGCAGCCACGAGCUGGAAGUCUUCUACCAGUCUUACGAGGAGCUCGGCCGCUUGGAGACCUGCAUGAGGAAAAGAAGGUAGCUGUUGUGCUACAGAAUUGCAGCUCUGUACGGAGGGUGAGCCGAGGGGAAUACACAGCGACAGACUGCCAGUGUUCAGAGCAAGGGGCCGUCGAACGCUGACAUCAGGGCAACACGGGGGGCUGAGCCUCCAGCUGUGCACAUACUUCAGUACCAAUAAUAAAUUCAGACCUGAAAAAUCUGUAAUCCCACAGCAGACACGAAAAGCCCUGCAGCUAAAUCACAGAUUAAGGUCGCACAACCAAACUUUCCUUCUGCACAGCUUUUAAUGUUGGUGGCAUUUUCAUAUUUAAACCCUUUGGUAUGACAGGAAUUCAGUUGUGGUGGACUGUUUGUGACUGACUCCAGCUGCUGCAAUCCAUUGUUUAUUCUUUGUCCCUGGAUUUCAUUCCUAUCUGCAACUUUAUGGACGGGGACAAGUUUAAAUGAAUUGGUGUUGGUUGUGCCAUAUGAAAGUGCAUGCCAGCCACAACUCCCAUUGUUACCAGAGAACAUCUGUGUCCUGUGCAACAUUAUGCAACAGAGCGGCCUCAUGCUUCUUAUUUUUUUAAAUGAAGCUCAUUCUGGCUUCAGGCGCCACAGUGUGCUCCUCCAUUAGCAUCUGUACCUCAGUAGAAUAGAAAAACAUGUGCAACACGUUCUUUAUUAAGCCGUAGUGUCAUUGGUACUGCUCGGCAUUUCCAUCACAUAACCCGAGACUCACAGGAAAUGGUGCACGUUCUGGAUAGAAGCCGGUGCACGUUCUGGACAGAAGCCGGUGCAUGUGCACAUUUUACAUAAUGUAGUUCAUUAACUCAGUUUGUUAGACAUUGCUUCUAGGCUUCUUUAUUAAAACAGCGGGCUGUGAUGAAUCCCUCAGCUGCACUUUGUUUGUUUGGCUGCUUUGGUCGAUUAAUAUGUGAUUUUAAACAGAACUCUGGUUGUUCUGUUGACCUCCAGAUCAGCCAGAAGGACUUCAGCUCCCAUGAGGCUUUCACAGUGUGCUAAACGCUUGCCAUGGGUAUAAGAGUUUUCUCUUGGUUAAAAGGACAAAUGUAACUACCCCUUGCUGUACAGUGGUAGGUGACAGUCUAUUGACUGCAGAAGUCAGUGGAAGACGUUGGUGCUCUAUAGGCUAGUUAUAUAGCCAAACAUCAGCCCUCAGUGCGUCAGAGUAAAGGCUGAGAGCCACUGGAGGAGACCAUUACUCCCCACAUGGUUUUAUGAUGUCUUUAAUCAUUUUAUCUUUCAAACCAAAUAGUUUGGUUGUCUUAAGUUGUUACAUUUGUAUUUCUACAGGGGGCCAGUAAAGCCUCGUAGUAAGGCAGAGGUUAUGUAUUUCUCAGAAUUAAGUUGUUGUGUACAUAAUACAGUACUGAAUAAAGUUCUUAUGGUAA
Cottoperca gobio is the source of this 7750-nucleotide messenger RNA. RefSeq names its product leucine-rich repeat kinase 1 (gene lrrk1). Gene Ontology annotation, biological process: protein phosphorylation. Lineage: Eukaryota; Metazoa; Chordata; Actinopteri; Perciformes; Bovichtidae. The record is from RefSeq and is a predicted model, not a curated record. Bases 208 to 6375 code for a protein of 2055 amino acids. Gene Ontology annotation, molecular function: protein kinase activity; ATP binding; protein binding. The transcript is spliced from 38 exons.